Messenger RNA from Amborella trichopoda, 1428 nucleotides. It is a transcript of the gene JAZ10, whose product is annotated as jasmonate-zim-domain protein 10. The record is from RefSeq and is a predicted model, not a curated record. Gene Ontology annotation, cellular component: nucleus. Lineage: Eukaryota; Viridiplantae; Streptophyta; Magnoliopsida; Amborellales; Amborellaceae. Gene Ontology annotation, biological process: regulation of jasmonic acid mediated signaling pathway; response to wounding; regulation of defense response.
AGCUGUUGAGGGCGCGGAAGACGUGCGAAUCAGAGACACUGUCCUUUAUUUCUCCUUUUAAAAACCUCGUUUCCGUUUUCAUUUUCGUAUUGCUUUGCUCUUUCUCCUCUUUGUUUCUUAAAUACCGGGACUUAGGGUUAGGGUUUCUUAUUCACUCUGGAACUUUGUGAACUUUGGCUCUCCUUGAAUAGGAGAUUUCUUUCGGACCUUUCGUUCUCUCUGAAAAUAAGAGUUCGAGAUCUUGGGUUUUCGUAUUUGAAGUCUUAAUCGAGAAAGCUGCUUUUGUUUCUGCAUUUCGAUUACGGAAUUGGGUUUUUUGCGUGCUUAAAGUUCGAAGGUUUUGGCUCUUUGGUUGUUGAUAAGGUUAUGGUAGAGGGAGGCAUCUCUGCAGAUUUAUGCGAAUACCAGGAGGGGCUUCCCAUAAGGAGUUGGGGCUUUUCUAUCCUCUUUGGUACAGAGAAAUUAGGAUCUAGAGUCUUCAGAAACUAAGGGAGCAAUGUCGAAAGGUGCGGUGGAAUUGGACUUCUUUAAGAUGGAAAUGGAAAGUGCCCCUAAAUCGGGGCCGGAAAACCUAAAUACGGCAAAUUCCGGCCAGGUGAACCCCAUUGAACGCCAAAGAAUUGUUCGAGGUAUUCAAAACACUAUAUCAAAGAUAAACCCCCAGAUGUUGAAGUCGGUUAUAUCUCAGAGGAAUGAGAGCUUUUCUCGCCAAAAUAGCCUCAAAAUCGCGCAGGAAAAUGAUCAUUUUCCUGCUCAGUCUGGCUUGCCUGUGUUCCAACCCACCUCAAGGUCUUCUCUGGAGAACUCCUCUGGAGCGGCCCCAUUGACGAUUUUCUACAAUGGAACUGUUACAGUUUUCGAUCUGCCGUCUGAUAAAGCGGAGAAGAUUAUGAAGCUUGCAGAGAACGGUAACCCCACGGGAUUCGGACACGUGGCAUUUUCUAUGCAAUCUGGGCGGUCCGUCUUCCCUGUGAGUCGCACUGAUGAACAACAGCUCCUGGAGAACCUUGGCGGAGAUUUACCUAUUGCGAGAAAGAAGUCGUUGCAGAGGUUUCUGGAGAAGCGCAAGGAGAGGAUGGUAACUUUGGGGCCUUACGCGAGGGCGUCAGAGUCAAGUGAGAAGAAUUUAAUGGAGGCUGCUCAAGCAUGACAGAUAAUAAUAUAGAAGAAGAAACAAAUAAAAGAAACAUGGAACGUCUCCUGCUAACAUGACCCACCAAUGCCUUAUUAUUCCCCAUUACCCUAUUAAUAUAUUUUAUAUCUCAUGAUAUGUCUGUAUCGAAGUGAAUUUCACGUUUUGUGGUUCUUAGUUGACAUACUCUUUGUAUAAUGUUUCUUAAGAUUUGUCGGUAUUAUGCGGUACGCGUUUUCCGAUAUAUUAGAUGAAUUAAUUAUUCUAUGAAACUCUUUUUGGAAUUUUUUUCGUUA